Molecule: messenger RNA, 1575 nt
Organism: Penicillium brevicompactum
Lineage: Eukaryota; Fungi; Ascomycota; Eurotiomycetes; Eurotiales; Aspergillaceae
Product: ssDNA-dependent ATPase MGS1
Exons: 1
Coding region: 1-1575 (524 amino acids)
Biological process (GO): DNA-templated DNA replication; DNA repair; regulation of DNA repair
Cellular component (GO): nucleus
Molecular function (GO): ATP binding; DNA binding; single-stranded DNA helicase activity
Source: RefSeq, a predicted model, not a curated record
AUGGUUCACUGUCCGAUCUGUGAAAAACCAGUUCCUCAGCUGAAGAUCAAUGAUCACAUCGACUCUGGCUGUCAGAAUUUUAUCGAAUCCUCCCCAGAUUCCUCCCAAAAGGCUGUCCCCAGCAUCUUUCAACCGCCCUCCGCGCGCAAAGCUUCCCAAUCGAAUCCUAUUAAAGAAUCGCCCUCGUAUCCGGUAACACCACGACCUCUCAACGGCAAGAGAUCAUUUGUGCAAGACUCAGAACCGCCACAGACUGGAUCGAAGGAAGUAGGUGGAGAGAAAGAACCGCAGGCAAAGCGUCCGAGGAUCAAUGCCUUCCACAAAGCAGCUCCCCUGGCGGAACGAAUGCGGCCCAAGACCCUAGAGGAGGUCUGUGGUCAAGAACUGGUCGGUCCGGAUGGGGUUCUACGUGGACUCAUCGAGCAGGACAGGGUCCCGAGCAUGAUCUUGUGGGGAAGUGCGGGUACGGGAAAGACGACUAUCGCUCGUGUGAUUGCAUCGCUGGUGGGCAGCAGGUUCGUCGAGAUCAACAGUACGAGCAGUGGCGUGGCGGAGUGCAAGAAGAUCUUUGCCGAAGCUCGCAGUGAAUUGGGACUUACCGGGAGAAAGACCAUCAUCUUCUGCGAUGAGAUUCACCGGUUUUCAAAAUCCCAGCAGGAUGUGUUCCUGGGCCCUGUAGAAAGUGGCCAAGUAACGCUCAUCGGUGCCACGACCGAGAACCCAUCCUUCAAAGUCCAGAAUGCCCUUCUAUCGCGAUGUCGCACCUUCACUCUUGCGAAGCUCUCCGACGAGGAUGUCACCUCGAUCCUACAGCGCGCUCUCCGGGUUGAAGGCCCGAACUAUACUCCUUCAAACCUUGUUGAUGAUGAGUUGGUGCAGUAUCUUGCCCGGUUUGCCGACGGUGACGCGCGUACAUCGUUGAACUUGCUGGAGUUAGCAAUGGACCUGUCAAAGAGACCCGGAAUGGACAAGGAAGUCCUUAAAAAGUCCUUGACAAAAACCCUGGUGUAUGACCGCGCUGGAGACCAGCACUAUGACACCAUCUCCGCCUUCCACAAGUCAAUCCGGGGCAGCGAUCCGGACGCGGCGCUCUACUACCUCGCUCGCAUGAUUCAGUCCGGCGAAGACCCGCUGUACAUUUCUCGGCGGCUCAUCGUGGUCGCUUCGGAGGACAUCGGGCUGGCUGAUAACACAAUGCUGUCGCUUGCCAUCGCUACUCAUUCCGCCGUGGAGAAGAUCGGACUCCCGGAGGCACGAAUCAACCUCGCACAUGCCACCGUGGCUAUGGCUCUGUCAAAGAAGAGCACCCGGGCAUAUCGCGGGCUGAACAACGUUAACGCCGCGUUGAAUGAGCCGGGCAUCGCAGGCUUGCCUGUUCCUGUGCACUUGAGAAAUGCCCCGACCAAGCUCAUGAAGGAGCUCGGGUAUGGCGCGGAGUACAAAUACAAUCCAAACUACGUCGAUGGGAAGGUGCAGCAGGACUACCUCCCUGAGCAACUCCUCGGUCGGACCUUCCUAGAGGAUUUGGAUCUGGGCACGCAGAGAGACCGAGAUCUCAACGUCUUGCGUCGUUGA